Solanum pennellii is the source of this 929-nucleotide messenger RNA. RefSeq names its product protein LATE FLOWERING-like. The coding region runs from base 278 to 868 and encodes 196 amino acids. The transcript has 2 exons. Lineage: Eukaryota; Viridiplantae; Streptophyta; Magnoliopsida; Solanales; Solanaceae. The record is from RefSeq and is a predicted model, not a curated record. Gene Ontology annotation, biological process: negative regulation of abscisic acid-activated signaling pathway.
GGAAGGAUGAUGAUACUUAGCUUUCUCCCCACUUAUCCUCUCUUUCUUAUCUCUUCUCUGUUCAGUUUCUCCAAGCCCAUACACCCCCCAUUUGCACACUUUUUAAUACUCUACUUCAUUAUUUCUGUCUUCACAGUUCCCAACCUCACUUUCUCAACUUAAAACUCUUUACCCCUUUUCUCAUUUUUUUCAAAACUCCAUAAUUCGUGUUUCUUUCUGUUCCCUCUUUAUUUCUUCCUCCUACCUCUCUGCUCAACAAACCAAACUCUUCUCAGGAAUGGAGAGUGAGAAAGUAAUAAGCCAUGUCCAAUCAAAUAACAAUUCAUCAGAAGACAACAACAACACAAGGUCAUUUCCUUGUUUAUAUUGUUCAAGAAAGUUUCACAGUUCACAAGCAUUGGGUGGUCAUCAAAAUGCUCACAAGAAAGAAAGGACAGCAGCUAGAAAGAACAAAAGAUCAAUUAUGUCAGCUCACCAUCAUCAUGACUAUGCUACUAACUUCUCUUCAUUACUACCACAAGGCACACCUCUUGUUUUUGCACCUAAUCAUCAUCAUCAUCCCAUUGGCCUUAUAAAUCAUCCUUCUCUUUACAUUACUGCUCAUGCAGCCAACUUUUGCCACUUCCCACCUAGCCAACAACACUUUUCUAGUAGAUCAUUUGGAUCAAAUGGAGCACCAAGAUUUGAAAAUAAUAAUAACACCACGACGAUGCUCUAUCGAAAUCAAUUUGGGAAUUAUAUGAAUAAUACUAAUAGUAACCCUUAUGUGUGCAACGAUGACUUCUUUGAAGAAUGUCAAGAGAACGUACCAACUUUUGUUAAGGACGAAAGAGAUCAGAAGCAGCUUGAUUUGUCACUUCAUUUAUAAUUUCCCUUUUUUUUUUUUAUGGGAUUUUUGGAUUUUAUUUAGAAUGCCCAUCACUUCUUUU